Messenger RNA from Aureobasidium namibiae CBS 147.97, 1311 nucleotides. RefSeq lists its product as uncharacterized. The record is from RefSeq and is a predicted model, not a curated record. Lineage: Eukaryota; Fungi; Ascomycota; Dothideomycetes; Dothideales; Saccotheciaceae. The transcript has 4 exons. Bases 1 to 1311 code for a protein of 436 amino acids.
AUGCGCUCUUACAUCGCUGCUGCUGCCCUUGCAGCUGUUGCUCAGGCUCAGGACCUUGACUGGGAUGCCAUCCUUCAGCUGACUCCCGUCCCUGAUGUCUCCAUCCCUGUAGUCUACGCUACUGCUCCUGCCACCACUGCUACCGCUACAACCAUCUCCUACUCCAGCCAAGCAUCAGCCGCUGCUGUCAGCUCCGCUCUGGCCGCCAACCCUGACGAUUCUUUCCCCCUGGACUCUGCCUUGGCCAGACGUGCUGCUUCUCCCACCUCUUGCCAGGUUCAGCCCACUGGUGUCACACUCGGACCCCAGGCCACUGAUGACUCGGUCAGCGCUUUCUUGGCCUACCCUUCUUUCUCUGCCACCGCCAGCUCAGCUGCCGCUGCCGUGCCUUCUGGCUAUGUGAACACCUUCUUCAACUUGGCCGCAUCCAACAACGCCUACGGAUACAUGGGUUACACUCUCCUUACCGACUACGACCAGCAGAAGUGCGCAGACAAGUGCACCAAGAUCAACGGAUGCCAGGCAUUCAACAUCUACUACGAGCGUGAUCCUACUGCCAACCCCGACGCUGACAGCUGCAAGAACCCCCCUUCCACCACCAACAUCAAGUGUGUGUUCUGGUCAGGCCCUGUCUCCUCGGACAACGCCAACAAUGCUGGCCAAUGGCGCAACAAGUUCCAGGUCGUGAUUGCUGGAUCCAACGGAUAUGUCAACAAGUCCAUCGCUACUCCUGUCGGUUACAACGCUGGCGUCUUCCUUGGCAAUGCUGCCAUCAACGCCCCUCUUGACUGCACUGGCGAUGAUUCUUUCCUUGGCUCGAGGCAGCUCGGUAACGGUGUCUUCGAUGCCAACCUCUGCGCAAUUGCUUGCAACGAGCAGGCCGACUAUGCUCGCAGACACCCCCCAGCUGCUGGCCAGUUCAACAAGAUUUGCACCUUUUUCAACACCUACAUUCUGUACAAGAACGGCCAGGCUCUUCAGCAGAGUUGCGCUCUCUACGACCAGACCUGGUCUCAGUCUUAUGCCAAGAACACUGGUUACUACUACGGCAGUGACAAGUACACCGUCGGUUUCUCGUACACCUUCUCCAACAAGACCGAUGGUGCUACUACCUUGACCACCCUUGGUGCUCUACAGAAGCGUCAGGCCGCUGCCACUCCUACUGCUAUCCAGAAGUACGCCGGUUCCAUCAUCAGCUCCGCUUGUGCUCUGGUUGCCACCUCCGGUGCUGCCGUCACUAGCACUGCUACUGCCGCGGCCACCACUGUCUACGUUGCUACCUCGAUUGUCAAUGCAGUUGCAUCCCCCUAG